AUGGGUUCAACCAAUUUAUUGUCGUAUGAUUAUGACGGUAAGGUAAUAGCUGUCGAUUAUAGAAAUAAUUCUGAAAAUCCUAAUAAGGAUAAUAAACAUCAAAGAGAUGACAAAGAUGAUAUUUUAAAUGAAAAUGGACCAAUACGAAAAGUGUCUAAAGUGACCGAUAAUAAUAGUAAUAAUAUUAAGCAACUCGAGCUCUCACCAGAGGGUAACAUAAUAACAUCCAAUAAUAACAAUAAUAAUAAUAAUAAUAAUAAUGAUCAUCAACACGCAGAACAAAUGACUGUUUUAGAUCAUAUGCAUACCCAUAACAAAUCUUUGCCUGCAUUUAAUUUUACUAGAUUUUGUUAUAGACAUAACCCUGAAAUUCAAAACUCUCCAACUCAUACUGCAUGUUAUAAUCAAGAUUUGAAGAAAGUUAAAGAAAUAAAUUAUCAAAUAUCAAAACUCCCGAUACAGGAACAAUCUGAAAUUCAUCAUAUAAUAUCGAAAUUUAACAAAUCAAAUGAUAAAAUAAGAAAAUUAAUAUUUGACGGACUUCUUGCAUCUUCAUGUUUCCCACAACUAUCAUAUGUUUCCACUCAAGUACAAGAGAUGCUAAAGAUAGAUUUUAUUAGUAUAUUACCAAAGGAAUUAUCAUCUAAAAUAUUAAGUUACCUUGAUUGUCAAUCACUUUGCAAUUCGAUGCUAGUAUGCCAUAAAUGGAAUGAUCUAGCAAAUAAUAAUAGAAUAUGGUAUCAUAUGUGUAAGCAGCAUAUUGAUAGAAAAUGUCCAAAUUGUGGUUGGGGUUUACCUUUACUACAAAUGAAAAAUAAUUUCCGUAAUCGUCAACGUAAGAAAGAAGAUCAAUUGAUUAAAAAUCCUUGGAAAGUUAUUUACAGAGAUAGAUUUAAAGUUGAAAAAAAUUGGAGAAGAGGAAAUUUUACAAUUAAGGAUUUCAAAGGUCAUUUAGAUGGAAUAUUAAGUUUACAACAUAAUUAUCGUUUACUUUUUACAGGUUCGUAUGAUUCUACAGUGGCUAUUUGGGAUAUACAUAGUGGUAAAUUAAUGAGAAGAUUACAAGGACAUUCGGAUGGUGUCAAAGCAUUAUAUUUUGAUGAUCAAAAAUUGAUAACAGGAUCUUUGGAUAAGACUAUUAGAGUUUGGAAUUAUGUUACAGGUGAAUGUAUUUCAACGUAUAGAGGUCAUACAGAUAGUGUUAUGAGUAUUGAUUCAUUUAAGAAGAUUAUUGUUUCAGGUAGUGCAGAUAAGACAGUUAAAGUAUGGCAUAUUGAAACAAGAACUUGUUAUACAUUAAGAGGUCAUACAGAAUGGGUUAAUUGUGUUCGUUUACAUCCAAAUAGUUUUAGUUGUUACAGUUGUAGUGAUGAUGGUACUAUUAGAAUGUGGGAUAUACGAACCAACAGUUGUUUAAAAGUAUUCCGUGGUCAUGUUGGUCAAGUACAAAAAGUUUUACCAUUAACUAUAAUAGAUAUUGAAAAUUUAGUUACAGAUAAGAAUAGUAAUGCAUGUACAGGUCAUCAUACAAAUGGAGAACCUGAAAUUACAGAGGAUCCACAAAAUUUGGAACUUGAUGAAAAUAUUCCAUAUCCAACUCAUUUAUUAUCUUGUUCAUUAGACAAUACAAUUAAAUUAUGGAAUAUUAAGACCGGUCAAUGUAUUAGAACACAUUUUGGUCAUGUCGAAGGUGUAUGGGAUAUUGCAGCUGAUAAUUUUAGAAUCAUUAGUGGCUCUCAUGAUGGUUCAAUAAAAAUUUGGGAUUUACAAAGUGGGAAAUGUAUGCAUACGUUUCAAGGUAGAAGACUUGAAAAGGAUAUAAUAUCAAAUACUACUAAUAACAACAACAGUAGUAGUAAUAAUAAUGAUAAUGAAGAAAACAGUAAUAACAAUGAACAGUUGAGUAAUAAAGUCUCACCAAUAACAUGUGUUGCCAUUGGUGAUUCUGAAUUUUUCUGUGGUGACGAAAUGGGAUGUUGUAGAAUGUUCAAUUUUGAGAGUGGAACAGAUGAUGGUAAUGAUUAA
Messenger RNA from Maudiozyma saulgeensis, 2025 nucleotides. NCBI's taxonomy places the organism in Eukaryota, Fungi, Ascomycota, Saccharomycetes, Saccharomycetales, Saccharomycetaceae. The record is from the annotation of a GenBank genome assembly.